CCUGGGCUUUGGGGCUGCUGAAUGUGAGCAGAGACAUCUAUGCCCAGACAUUUGGCCAAGUUUUAAAUGUUCUCCGUCCCCGGGCGGGGAGGGGAAGGGCUGACGGGAAACAGAGGCCUCUUGCUGUCUGGGCCACGGCCUCGCCCUCCGGGUCCCUCUCUGUAGGCCCUCGGAACUCUGUGCUCCUGGCGUUUGCCCUGCUCUGCCUGCCCUGGCCCCAGGAGGUGGGCGCCUUCCCAGCCAUGCCCUUGUCCAGUCUGUUUGCCAACGCCGUGCUCCGGGCCCAGCACCUGCACCAGCUGGCCGCCGACACCUACAAAGAGUUUGAGCGGGCGUACAUCCCGGAGGGACAGAGGUAUUCCAUCCAGAACGCACAGGCUGCCUUCUGCUUCUCGGAGACCAUCCCGGCCCCCACGGGCAAGGACGAGGCCCAGCAGAGAUCCGACGUAGAGCUGCUCCGCUUCUCCCUGCUGCUCAUCCAGUCGUGGCUCGGGCCCGUGCAAUUCCUCAGCAGGGUCUUCACCAACAGCCUGGUGUUCGGCACCUCGGACCGGGUCUACGAGAAGCUCAAGGACCUGGAGGAAGGCAUCCAAGCCCUGAUGCGGGAGCUGGAAGAUGGCAGCCCCCGGGCCGGGCAGAUCCUGAAGCAAACCUACGACAAGUUUGACACAAACUUGCGCAGUGACGACGCGCUGCUCAAGAACUAUGGGCUCCUGUCCUGCUUCAAGAAGGACCUGCACAAGGCUGAGACGUACCUGCGGGUCAUGAAGUGUCGCCGCUUCGUGGAAAGCAGCUGUGCCUUCUAGUUGGUGGGCAUCUCGGUUGCCCCCUCCCCAGCGCCUCCCCUGACCCUGGAAAGUGCCACUCCAGUGCUCACUGUGCUUUCCUAAUAAA
Molecule: messenger RNA, 894 nt
Organism: Neofelis nebulosa (Clouded leopard)
Lineage: Eukaryota; Metazoa; Chordata; Mammalia; Carnivora; Felidae
Product: somatotropin
Exons: 4
Coding region: 243-806 (187 amino acids)
Biological process (GO): animal organ development; positive regulation of tyrosine phosphorylation of STAT protein; positive regulation of growth
Cellular component (GO): extracellular region
Molecular function (GO): hormone activity; growth hormone receptor binding
Source: RefSeq, a predicted model, not a curated record